UGUGUUGGAUUUGGCACCUGAGCUGACAGGGGAAGGAAAGAAGGAAGGGCAUUGUGGAGUGGAGAAGAGAGAACAGGGAACUUUUAUCCGCCCCUCUCUUGUUGCACGCUGGAUUCCGGUUGAUUCCCCUCUCACAGCAUUGAUCACACUCAGUCCUUUUUUUCGCGUCGGCCCUCGUCCUCGGAGACCCACCGCCAGCCAGCAUGCCUGAGACAGCCGAGGCCGUGUCGGCCACCCUGACCACCAACAGGAACUGUACCGUGGAGAUCACCAACGUCAGCAGCUUCUACUGCCUCAUCAACCCCAAGGUCCACAUGAGCAGCGGCUUCUGUUUCCACCCGCCCCAGCCCACCGUCCGCAGCACCAAGACCGAGGUCUGCUCCUUCACCAAGGACGACAACACGGCCACGGGGGCUGUGGGGGUCCUGACCUACGACCUCUUCCACAUGCAGAACCGGCUGUGCACCGAGCGCGUGGCCCUCAUGUUCUCCGUCCCCUUCGACAAGAACCUCUACAAGAACUAUCUGGGAGUCGGGGCCUUCGAGGCGGAGCGUGCCUGUGACAAGAAGCUGUACGAGCACAUGUACGAGGGCAAGGACUUCACGAUGUUCAGCCGCAUUGAGGCCGGGGCCUCGGGACUGGUGCACAGAGGGGCCCACGUGGACCUGAGGGCCACCAUGUCCAACAUGGGCCAGGCCAUACUGAAGCUGGAGCUGUACGAUAAGAUGGGCCACUAAGAGAGUCCAAACAGGUGGUGCAGAGAUUCACCGUGUAUGAAAAGACAACAGCUUUUUUUUUAAAACAUGAUGAAACAUGAACCGGAUGGAAUUGUCUUUAAGUUUCGAUGCAAUAAAACAUUUAUGUACACUAA
Sardina pilchardus (European sardine) is the source of this 871-nucleotide messenger RNA. RefSeq lists its product as uncharacterized. Gene Ontology annotation, biological process: cytolysis in another organism; monoatomic cation transport; pore complex assembly. The record is from RefSeq and is a predicted model, not a curated record. Gene Ontology annotation, molecular function: channel activity. Gene Ontology annotation, cellular component: pore complex. Lineage: Eukaryota; Metazoa; Chordata; Actinopteri; Clupeiformes; Clupeidae. The coding region runs from base 204 to 737 and encodes 177 amino acids. The transcript has 3 exons.